AUGCUGAGGUUACUGAUCAUUUGGGCAGCGAUCUUGGGCUGCUGCCAUGGGCAGUCCGAAGUGUCCCGGAGGAACAGCCUCCUGAGGGUGAUGUCACCGCCGGAGCUCGAGGGCACAUACGGCUGUGCCAGUGCCGACUUUGGUUUCCCGCAGCACGCUGGCUCCAUGACCGGCGUGGUCGUCUACCCAAGGCGCAACAAGAUGGCUUGCAUGAACUUCGAUGACUUUGGCAUCUCUUUCCGUUUGCGUCGAGCUGGCGGACCUCCUGUUUUCUUGCUGGUAGACAGGGGAGAUUGUUUCUUCACAACCAAGGUGCGGAAUGGGCAGAAAGCAGGAGCAGCAGCAGUCCUUAUUGUUAAUGACAGAAAUGAACCUUUAUUUGCAAUAGACGAACCAGAAAGUGGCGAGACAACACUCAAUUUACACUUACAGGAUAUUACCAUUCCUUCAGCACUUAUAACCAAAAGCCUUGGGGAGAGUCUAAGGAAAGCAAGUAACAAUGGCGACUUGGUUGAUGUAAACUUGGACUGGGAGGAGUCCCGACCGUACCCUCAUGAGCGUGCCGAGUAUGAAUUUUGGACAAACGGUAACGAUGAAUGUGGUCCAAAAUGUGAUGAGCAAGUUGAUUUCCUGAAGAGAUUCAAAGGUGUAGCCCAGAUACUCGAGAAGAAGGGCUACACACAGUUCACUCCUCAUUACACUACUUGGUAUUGCCCAGAGAGCUUCAUGUUCAGCAAGCAGUGCAGGUCCCAGUGUAUCAACUAUGGGAGGUAUUGUGCACCAAAUCCGGAACAAGAUUUCGGCAAAGGGUACGAUGGGAGCGAUGUGGUGGUUCAGAAUUUAUAUCAAAUUUGUGUGUUCAAAGUUGCAAAGGAGACCGGGAAGCCUUGGUUAUGGUGGGACUAUGUGACUCAUUUUGCUAUUAGGUGCUCAAUGAAGGAAAAGAACUACAAUGAAAAAUGUGCUCACAGAGUAAUCAAAUCACUUGGCCUUAAUCAAAAAGCGGUUGACAUGUGUGUUGGUGAUCCUAACGCAGACGAGGAAAAUCCUGUGCUAAAAGCUGAACAAGAUGCACAGAUUGGCAAGGACUCUGGCAAUCAUGUUACUAUCUUGCCAACACUAGUAAUCAACAAUAGGCAAUACAGAGGGAAACUUGAAAAGGCAGCAGUUCUUAAAGCUCUCUGCGCCAGCUUCCGAGAAAAUAAUGAACCGUCUGUUUGCUUAAAUGAAGAAGAAGACAUACAAACCAAUCAGUGCUUGAACAACAAUGGCGGUUGUUGGCAAGAUAUGGCUGCUAACGUGACUGCAUGCAAGGACACCUCCGUUGGAACGGUUUGUGAAUAUCCUGUUCUACAAGGUGUGAAAUACAUUGGUGAUGGUUACAACCACUGCGAAGCAAACAUAGGUAACUAG
Triticum turgidum subsp. durum (durum wheat) is the source of this 1413-nucleotide messenger RNA. The record is from the annotation of a GenBank genome assembly. Lineage: Eukaryota; Viridiplantae; Streptophyta; Magnoliopsida; Poales; Poaceae.